AUGUGUUCUCCGCUGUGUAAACGGGGGAUUGGAGUAGAACGCAUGCAGUACCCGACUCCGGGCUACAGCGACCGACUGGUACUCGCCGUAUUGUCUCUGUCUCAGAUCGAAAUACCUGGCGUUCCAGGCAAAACGAGCGGACCAUUGUUAGUGACAAGCGCGCUGCGCGACAUUAACAUCUCGCCGUUAGAGCGGACGCUCGUGUUUACACGCCGAGCGGGUCCGUGCUCCGUCGGCUUGGUCAGACGAGGAGGUAUCAGAGAAGAGAGGAGCGGCUCUGAGGAGUUGGAGGGUACUUUUGUCGAGGGAAACAUCGCAGUAACUCAGAGAGGAGGGCAGCAGGAGGGAGGAGAAGCAGCUAACUCUCAAGGAAUAACGCAUGAUACGGACAGAGACCUCCCUGUGGUCACGACUGCGCCUCCUUUCUCUGGCCUUAACCACCAUCCCCCUUUUAAAGGGUUUGCUUGGCGUGAUUCGGUGCAUUCAGGUCACCAGCAGUUUUUUGAGGACAGCGGAGGAGCGGACGGUUAUCAUACGACGCCCGCCUCCGCCACGCGCUUCUUCAGAGACCACUUCACCCAGUCGGUUCCUCACGAGGACGCGCCGGCGUUCUCCGACAUAGCCGCCCCCUCUCCCACCACGGCGGCUCCGUCAACCGUGAACGCCGCUACCCCGGCUGUCUCAGAGACACACGAAUCCACAGCUCCAAAACAUGCCGAUGGGGAGAACUCCAAGUCCCAAAGCGAAUCGGUAACCACUGAGUCGCUCACCACCACCGUCAUGCACACGUCUAUGGCCCCUCCCUGCAAAACUUCUCCUGGUGAACCGUUAGACCAAGAGGACGUCGCCAUGGUAAUGACCCAAUCUCCUGUUGCCGUGUCCUCCCUCAAGGCCGAGGAAGUAAAGGAGACGCUGAAGGCCAGGCUUGGGCACGAGGCUCCGUCCAACGAGGUCACUGCAGUGGCCUCACCAGUGUCUGGGGAAUCAGAUGAUGAAACCACGACAACCACUAUUAUUACAACGACCAUAAUUACCACCAUGCAAACACCAGUUCCGUGCCACACAAAUUUUACAGCACCAGGGGGAUACAUUGAGACUCCGCAGGUGUCCAGUUCAUGGUACUACUCAGGUUUGGACUGCACCUACACCGUGACCGUCUAUAUGGGUUAUGGUGUGGAGAUUCAGGUGAUGAACGUUAGCUUGGCUGAGGGGGACACAGUGACGUUUGAGGACCUGGGGGGACGUGAGCCUUCGGUUCUGGCCAACGAAUCCAUCCUGAUGAAGGGCCUGGUGGUGCGUAGCUGGAGCAACCAGAUCACCAUCCGCUUCCACAGCAAGCAGCAGCAGCCGGGAUCCUUCCUACUCCGCUAUCAAGCCUUUAUCCUCAGCUGUCCGUUUCCUGAGCGGCCAGCCAGUGGGGAUGUGUCUGUGACCAGUCUCCAUGCUGGAGGAGAGGCUUACUUCAGCUGCUUCACCGGUUAUCAGCUCCAAGGACCAUCGACCCUCACAUGUCGCAACGCCACCACACCCUACUGGAGUGGAAGCGAGCCCCAGUGCCUUGCAGCCUGUGGGGGAAUGGUGAGAAACGCCACGCUGGGCCGCAUUGUGUCACCAGGUUUCCCUAGCAACUACAGCAACAACCUGACAUGCCAUUGGGUGCUUGAAGCUCCGGAGGACCAUCGUUUGCACAUCCACUUUGAGAAGGUCGCUCUCGCCGAGGACGACGACAGGCUCCUCAUCAAAAAUGGGUACCAUAUUGAUUCUCCUACGCUGUACGACUCGUACGAGGUGGAGUACCUGCCAAACGAGGGUAUCAUCGGUUCCUCCAGACACAUCUUCAUCGAGCUCACCACAGACGGCUCCGGCACAUCCACCGGCAUAGCCGUCAGAUACGAAGCUUUUGCACCAGGGCACUGCUAUGAACCAUUUGUCAAAUACGGCAAUUUCACGAGCAGCGACAGCAGCUAUGCUGUGGGCACAGUGGUGGAGUUCACCUGUGACCCUGGCUAUACCCUGGAGCAGGGCUCCAUCAUUAUUGAAUGUGUGGACCCAGAUAACCCACAGUGGAAUGAAACAGAGCCUGCGUGCAGAGCCGUGUGCAGUGGGGAGAUCACAGACUCGGCUGGUGUUGUGCUGUCUCCUAACUGGCCCGAGGCCUACGACAAAGGCCAAGACUGUAUCUGGGGCAUCCAUGUGGAGGAGGACAAACGGAUUAUGCUGGACAUCCAAGUCCUGCACAUGGGGAAGAAUGACCUAUUGACCUUUUACGACGGCGAUGACUUGACGGCCAAGAUCCUCGGUCAGUACGGUGGCUCGCGGCCGCGUUUCAAACUCUACACCUCCACGGCCGACGUCACCCUCCAGUUCCAGUCAGACCCAGCCACCAACAUCUAUGGCUAUAACAAUGGCUUUGUGGUCCACUUCUUUGAGGUGCCCCGUAAUGAUACAUGCCCUGAGCUUCCUGAAAUCACUAACGGCUGGAAGACAACUUCUCAUCCAGAGCUGGUCCAUGGGACCGUGGUGACGUACCAGUGCUACCCAGGGUUUGAAGUAGUGGGCACAGAGACACUCAUGUGUCAGUGGGACCUUACCUGGAGCGGUGACCUACCUUCCUGUGAAAGAGUGUUGUCAUGUCCAGACCCGGGAAUAGUGGAGCACAGUCGUAGGGUGAUGUCAGGCCCGCGGCUGACGGUGGGUUCUACAGUACAGUACAUCUGUAAUAAAGGUUACUCACUGUCUGGCAACAGCCUACUCACCUGCUACCAUCGAGACUCAAGUGGGCCUAAAUGGAGCCAAAAACUGCCCAAAUGCAUCCCUGAUACGUUUGAGCCUUGCCGUCACCCAGGCACUCCCUCCUUCAGUAUCCUUAGUUCAGAAAAGCGUGUGUACCAGGCAGGGGAGACCUUGCGUUUCUCUUGUCUGAGUGGAUAUGAGUUGCAAGGCCAGUCAGCAAUACGCUGCGUCCCAGGACAACCCUCCCAGUGGAGCGGCCCACCCCCCAUCUGCAAAGCUGUUGCGCGAGAAUAUUUGAAGGAACCCAGGUUAGAAGUUGCCAGUACAGACUUCACCCUGGAGGGAGCCAACAUGACCAUCGCUGUUUUCAUCCCUGUUGCCAUGAUCACCAUCAUAAUCCUGGGAGUUUAUCUGUACUUUUCAAGGGUGCAAGGGAAAUCACUACGUCUGGCUAUGUCAGCAUCCCCACAGUACAACCACAUUAGAGGAGACACAGCUGUUGACAGCCCUGUUUUUGAGAACACAGAGACAAGAGAGUACGAGGUUUCCAUUUAG
Chanos chanos (milkfish) is the source of this 3288-nucleotide messenger RNA. RefSeq names its product seizure related 6 homolog b (gene sez6b). The transcript is spliced from 18 exons. The record is from RefSeq and is a predicted model, not a curated record. Lineage: Eukaryota; Metazoa; Chordata; Actinopteri; Gonorynchiformes; Chanidae. The coding region runs from base 1 to 3288 and encodes 1095 amino acids.